Messenger RNA from Salvia hispanica, 651 nucleotides. Its product is annotated as Calcium-binding EF-hand family protein. Gene Ontology annotation, molecular function: calcium ion binding. The record is from RefSeq and is a predicted model, not a curated record. Lineage: Eukaryota; Viridiplantae; Streptophyta; Magnoliopsida; Lamiales; Lamiaceae.
CCAUCAAAACCCGAGUAUAAUACUAACCAAGAAAUAAAAUCCAAGCGUCCAUUAUUGAACAAGCGGUUGAGAUCAUUUAAUGCCUACUAUACAACAUCACCACAACCUGCCGUUAUAAUUUACAACCCUUUCUCCUUAUAUAGAGCCAUCACAUAUUUCUCUCCUUUCAUACUUGGAAAAAGUUGACUAUUUUGAUAUUCUCGAUGGCUGCUUCCAAGGAACAAAAUUCGGAGAUGAAAGAGUACCAAGACUUGCUGCCGGUGAUGGUGGACAAGCUGGACGGCGACACCUUUGUGGCGGAGCUCUGCGGUGGAUUCCGGCUGCUUGCGGAUCCGAGCAAGGGGCUGAUCACGGCGGCGAGCCUGCAGAAGAAUUGUGCGCUCCUGGGGUUGGAAGGGAUGAGCAGAGACGACGCGGAUGCGAUGGUGCAGGAGGGUGAUCUCGACGGAGACGGAGCGCUCAAUCAGAUGGAAUUCUGCAUUCUCAUGGUCAGACUCAGCCCUGGAAUGAUGGAGGAUGCUGAGACUUGGCUUGAUAAGGCCAUUCGAGGAGAGUUGCUCACAUCCUCUUCUUGAUUAUUCUUAUGAGUAUAUCUAUAUCUUUGUAUUCUCCUAAUUAUUCAUGAAAUCAUUUUAUGGUUUGUUUCUUGAA